Molecule: messenger RNA, 457 nt
Organism: Salpingoeca rosetta
Lineage: Eukaryota; Choanoflagellata; Craspedida; Salpingoecidae
Product: ribosomal protein S28
Exons: 3
Coding region: 68-268 (66 amino acids)
Biological process (GO): ribosomal small subunit assembly; maturation of SSU-rRNA; translation
Cellular component (GO): cytosolic small ribosomal subunit; ribosome
Molecular function (GO): structural constituent of ribosome
Source: RefSeq, a predicted model, not a curated record
CCUGCACCGCUUCGGUCGACCCUUGUCUCCCUUUGCUUCGCUUCGUCGCAACCAACAACCAGUCAUCAUGGAUGAGCAGCCCGAAAAGCUCGCCAGGGUCACCAAGGUCCUCGGCCGCACUGGCUCCCAGGGUCAGGCCAUUCAGGUUCGCGUGGAGUUCCUCGACGACACCAGCCGCAGCAUCAUCCGUAACGUCAAGGGCCCCGUGCGCGCUGGCGAUAUCCUUGUUCUGCUCGAGUCUGAGCGCGAGGCACGCCGCAUGAGAUAAGCGAGCCAGCCUGUGCUCGUGCGUGGGUGCGUGUUGCGUCCUCUGUGUGUUUGGUUUUCGCCCACUGUCGCCCCGCUCGACUGUUGCUUGAGUAAGCGCGGAUCUACCGACACACUUGCUCUUCUUGUUGUUCUUUUUUCUACUCGUGCAACAGUCGCUCGCACCAAUGAAACGAAACCAAACCCACCA